UAAACUGCAGGUACAGGUAAACUGAGACACCUGAGAGGAGACUCACCUGCAGAGGAACAGCCAGCGGCUAGCAGCAUGGAGCAACAGCGGCAGCAGCAGAAGAAGAAACCCGCGGUUCCUGCAGACCUGCCGAGGGGGAAUAAGUCUCGCCGGUCGGAAGAUAAGACCCAGCAGAGGACCCUGCGCCUCGACGUCGACAAGCCGUGCAGUGUGGUGUGUGUGGUGGGCACUGAGCUGAGAGCGGACCUGUACAGAUGUGCCCCCAUCCAGAGCAAGUUCUUCUCAGUAAAAUGUACCUCAGCUGUGAAUUGCCGGCUUAUGCCAGCCACAGUGGCUGGGGGCUCGCUCCUCUCUGCGCAGCCCCUCACCCGAAACUCUGUGCUUUUCAUCUCCAUGGAUGCUGCCAGUGAGCUGCCCAAUGAAAGCAAGUUAUCUGUGAAGUUCUAUGGAAGCAAGACGGAGACUCUUGGAAUUGCUGUGCUACAUCUCACAGCAGUUGAGAUUUCUCUGGAUGUUGAUGCAGAUCGAGAUGGUGUUGUUGAGAAGAGCAAUCCAAACAAGGCUUCAUGGAAGUGGGGUCCUAAUGGUCACGGAGCCAUUCUUCUGGUCAAUUGUGACUCUGAGUCCUUCUUUAUGAAUAAGAAAGUGGACAAUGAGAAUGAGGAGAUCAAUCGAGUCUCUGAUUUAAAGGACAUGUCCAAGAUGAUCUUACGCACCAAGGGUCCUGCUCAGCUCCCGGAGGGCUAUAAACUGAGCAUGCACAUCACUCAGACGGACGCUGAGAGCGUGCGGGUGUUCAGGAACAAGGCUAGUGGGGAGACAGAUCCCAGCAAUCUGAGUACUCUGAGAAACAUGCUCUUCAAGGUAUUCGUGCAGGACUACCCUCUGGUGCUGAGUAAAAAUGAGCUGGCUGGAGAAGUUCCCUAUCUGGGUGGAAAAUCUGAACUGGAAUUCUUUGUGGAGGGUCUUCGUUUCCCAGAUAAGGACUUUGAAGGACUUGUCACCAUCAACCUCAGUCUUUUAGAGCCAAAUGCCAAGGAUUUCCCAGAGACCCCUAUUUUUACUGAUAAGGUUGUUUUCCGGGUUUCUCCUUGGAUCAUGACACCCAACACUCUCAAACCUGUGGAGGUCUUUGUGUGCAGCACCUCAGAUAACUACACAUUUCUCAAGGGCAUGAAAAGCCUGGUGCAGAAAAGCGGAUACAAGCUGAGGAUCUGCCACGAAUACAUGAACCGAGGAGAUCGCUGGAUGCAGGAUGAGAUUGAGUUUGGCUACAUUGACUCUCCACAUCAUAGCUUCCCAGUGGUGUUGGACUCUCCGCGAAAUGGAAAGCUUCAGGAUUUCCCCUAUGAUGUCUUACUGGGUCCAGACUUUGGCUAUGUAACCCGAUACGCCCCAACAGAGGAGGUGAGCAGCCUGGAUUCCUUUGGUAAUCUGGAGGUCAGUCCACCAGUCACUGUGAAUGGGAAGAAAUACCCCCUGGGCCGGAUCAUCAUUGGUGUGGCCUUUCCCACUACAGCCCAUGGCCGCAACAUGACCAAAGUGGUCCAGGACUUCCUUUGGGCUCAGAAGGUUCAGGAGCCCAUUGCCCUGUACUCUGAUUGGUUGGUUGUUGGUCAUGUAGAUGAGUUCAUGUCUUUUGUUCCUGCUCCAGAUAAAAAGGGAUUUAGACUUCUGCUGUCUAGCCCGGAUGCAGGAUAUAAAGUUUUCAGAAACUUGCAGAAAAGUGGAAAUGGAAAAGCUAAAAUGUUUCAAGGCAAGCAUGAGGAGAUCAGUGUUGAUGACCUUUUGAGCGAUAAGGAACUUCGAGCAGAGAAUGUCUAUGUACAGAACUGCAUUGACUGGAACAGAGACGUUCUGAAGAAAGAGCUGGGACUAGAUGAAGAAGACAUCAUUGACCUACCAAUCCUGUUUAAAGUGAUUCCUGAAGAGGAAAACAGAGCCGUGGCCUACUAUCCCGACAUGGUGAACAUGAUCGUGCUGGGAACAAACCUGGGCAUUCCUAAACCGUUUGGGCCGGAGGUGAACGGCAGCUGCGCCCUGGAGACAGAGAUGCGCUCCCUGUUGGAGCCGCUGGGUCUUAGCUGCACCUUUAUCGACGACUUUGCCUCCUAUCACAAGCUCCUGGGUGAAGUGCACUGUGGUUCCAAUGUGCUUCGGAAACCUUUUGAGUUCAAGUGGUGGAAGCUGGAGCUGUGAAGCGGGCUUCACAGAGGGGGAAGCUUCCUGAGCAAACCUGUAAAGCAUGUUUACAUUUACAGUAGUACUAAAAUGUAGAGUGAAUUUAGGCCUUUUUUUGGUACAACUUUAAAAGAAAACUACCUUUAUAAAGGGUUUAUAAAUGGUUUACAAUUAGUUUAUUAAUGGUUACUAAUUUGGUUGUAAAUGCCUUAAAAAUCAUUAAUAAUCAGUUAUAACACAUACGUAGAAAAGGCAACAAUAUAGAUAGCUUCACUAUUUGACAAACAACAGGUCAUUGUUGCCCUUUCUACGUAUGUGUUAUAACUGAUUAUUAAUGAUUUUAAGGCAUUUACAACCUAAUUAGUAACUAUUAAUAAACUAAUUGUUAACCAUUUAUAAAGCCUUUAUAAAGGGAGUCUUAUUUUAAAGUGGUACCCUUUUUUUUUACUUCAUCUAACACAAAUAAGGGCUGUCAAAGAAUUUUGGGGAUGUAGAUUAUCAACAGAUACUACCUACCAACCUCAGAAAAUGCUAAGGCUGAACUAUACUUUUGUGUCAAGUCAGAGCAGAGCCUACGGUGUACAUUUAGAAGUGGUCUAGAGGGAAUGAGUAUUAAAUAAAUGGGGUUGAAUGAAGAUAAAGAGCUAAAAUCCUCUAAAAAAAUGUGUAGAACUAAUUGUCCAGGAUAUUUCUUUUAUUUUAAAAAGUAAAAUUAUGCUUUUCACUAAAAAAGUGAAGAAAACUUACCCCCUAUAUUUCCAUAUUUUUUUUUUUAUACAGAAAACAGGUUUUAGGCUGUAAAGUCACUAGCAUUAUUGCUAGUGUGUGCUGAUUGGUUGGUAAGCUGAUGCUGGAGUUACAGUCAAAGCGAGUUUAAAAGCUUUCUAAAUAGUUUUUCAUUACCAAAACAUUUUAUAGUGUUCUAUGUUGAGAAAAUGAGUACAUUAUUUCAGUGUAAAAACUAUCAAACAUAUAUAAACUAUGAUUUUGCUCAAUUGCUGACUUGACACAUGUUCAAAAACAGACUGCUUUCUGGCUGCCAUUUUGUGCCUUAUUAACAAAUAAUAAAGUUUUGACUAUUUUGUUUUAAUGAACUGAAACACACAAUAUAACACAGAACCUUUUUUAUUUUACACGGCAGAAAUCAAUAAAUCAAUGUGCAUCUUUGUGAAA
Messenger RNA from Astyanax mexicanus (Mexican tetra), 3354 nucleotides. RefSeq names its product peptidyl arginine deiminase, type II (gene padi2). Gene Ontology annotation, molecular function: protein-arginine deiminase activity; calcium ion binding. The record is from RefSeq and is a predicted model, not a curated record. Bases 76 to 2199 code for a protein of 707 amino acids. Lineage: Eukaryota; Metazoa; Chordata; Actinopteri; Characiformes; Acestrorhamphidae. Gene Ontology annotation, cellular component: cytoplasm. The transcript is spliced from 16 exons.